ACAUUACAAAACAUUUUAAUGCUUUUAUCAAUCAUCCACCCAUCCUGAGACUUGACAUUUAAAUGUUGAGUCUCUAAUGCGCACCGACAGGGCCGCUGACAGCUUUGACCAGGCCCGGGACAAAACCAUCUGAAUGGCUCCCUCUCUAAAUACAAUGUAAUGCGGCCCCAAUUCUGGACCCCCUCUGUUCCUGGGCCUGGGACAACUGUCCCCACCACCAACAACACCACCACCCGUCUUCCCUGCGCACCAAUAUAGUUUACCAGUGAAACAUUAUUAGGCUAUUCAUUGAAUACUGCUGGAACAACUGUCUUACACGAUGCUUAAGGCAUUGCCAUUCUGAUAACACACACUUCAGGGACCAUGUCUCAAGAGUUUAAGACAUGUUUCAGCCACAGAAAACCGCUGGGGGACGCCUAGAUCAAGAAUUUCCAGAGUUGCCCCUUGUUACCGUCAUUUCCAGGGAGACUGUCUUCCAACGCUGCGUGUUAGAUUCACAAAAAAGUAUCGUUUGCAUGUGUGUGCCUUUAUUAUUGCACAGUGACAAUUUUCGGAUGGGUAGGUAGGCCUAUAGCCAGAGAGACGCUUGGAUGUAGCCUAACCGUUGCUAAGAUGAUUGGUUGGUUAGCGUUAUUUUUACCACUGAUCAACAUCUCAGAGCGCAACAGAGCGACAUCCGACGUUUUGCCUUUCUCCAAAAUCGCUGGUUGGAUGCAUAGGCCAUAGAUCCAACGUGACUUGUCUACCAUGGCAAGUUAAAGCCUUUUCUAAAGAUACUGAGCCCAUAUAUAAGGAAAAUAUGAGAUAAGGGGGAGCGCAACGUGGAAUCGCAUCCGAGUGUUCACGUUCCUGAUGGGCAGCGCAUUUUCCUGACGUACUCCUCGUUCCGAAUACCACCUUCCCUACUAGCCUGCCUCCUCGCUCGUUCUUACACCGGAGGAAAAGGCCACUGAAAAACAUCCGACUUCCCGUGGGUUGUUGUGCUGUUCCUGAACACUGUUCGCAACUUCACAUGGAAGAGAUAAUGCGUCAACGAUGCUGAUCGUCCAAACGCGUAAACGGAAAGGGUUGAGCGACCUCCAAAACGUUGACGAAUUUGUGAUACCGUUUCCCCCCGAGCGGCUCCAGGAUUCAAAAUGCAGAAAAGGGAGAAAGAUGUGCACAUCCAACUGAAUGUCAUGGAAUUACCUUAUCAUCUGAUCCACUGGGAUUUAAACUGACCCCAAGGGCCCUUAGGACUAAUAUGGAUAUGGGGGCGCUGCCGAUGGAGCUGUGGCGGCUCAUCUUGGCCUACCUGCCCCUGCCCGACCUGGGCAGGUGUUGCCAGGUGUGCCGGGCAUGGCGUGAGCUGGUUCUCAGCCUGGAUGCUACCCGCUGGCGUCAGCUUUGCUUGGGUUGUCUUGAAUGCCGUCACCCCAACUGGCCUCGUCAUCCCAACCUGGAACCACCCUCCUGGAGAGAAGCGUUGCGGCAGCACUCACUUGCUAGCCGUACAUGGGCACAGAAUGUUCCAGAACUCCAGUCUUCUGCGUGUCUCACCUUAUUCCGCAGGCGCAAAGACAGGCGGGUGUGGAGGGUCGGCACUGGUCCUGGCUGUGACUUUGAGACCCUAAGAGGAGCUCUGGUAGUGGCAGGACCAUACGAUCGAGUAGCACUCCAACCUGGUCUCUACGAGGAGCAGGCUGAGGUGUCUCUCAAGGUGCCGGUGGAGAUUGUAGGUGUGGGCAAGCUAGGUGAUGUGGCACUGUUGGUUAGCUUUGAUCAACAGUGUCCCACUACCCGACUCUGCAAUUUAGUGCUUAUGCCUGCUUGGUUCUCCCCUGUUGUUUACAAGAUAUCAGCAGGUCAUGUCCAAUUGGAUAACUGUAACUUUGAAGGUGCCCAGAUGCAAGUCCGGGGACCAGGCACAUGUCAGGCACGAUUCUGCUCAUUUGCUCAGGGAGCCUCUGCCCAUUUCCUGGGUGUGGCUCUGAGUCUGAUGGACAGCUGUGAGUUUAGUGGCAGUGACACGGCCUCUGUGACUGUGGAAGGUCCUCCAGUCACUGAACGUAACUGGGCCUGCAAACAUCUGGCUGCGCUUGUUAAAACCAUGCCAACAAACUCCAUGGUAAUCACAACAAACUUGUUCAAAGAGGGCACUGCGAACACUCCGUCCACAGCCUUGCCCUCUGUAGGGCCUGCUUCCAUGGAGACGUGGAUCAGUGAAGAGACAGAAAAAGUAGGAGGGGUGAAAGGGGGAAAGGGAGCAUUUCAGAGUCAGGGAGAGACAGAGUUGGAGGAUGGUUGGACUGAAGGUGACUUGAAGAAGGAUGAUAAAGAGGGUGGACCAACAAAGAGGUCUGAUCCAACUUACACCCUCUCUUAUGAAGCCCAUGGGCUUGCUCAUCUGUGGGAAUAUGAGGACGUGAGCGAGACCCGAGAACCAAUGCUGCACUCACUGGUCGAGGAGCUGCAGACAGAUGCUGAUGCCCAGAUGUUGGUUGCUACAGUGCAUGGCUGUGUGCUACGCCACUGUCUUCUUCGGGACGGCAAAGGUGGGGUACAUAUGUGCAACCACGCUCAUGCCCGUCUUGAAGCGAAUGUCUUCACACGCCUGCACUAUGCUGUCCGCUGCAUCCAGAAUGCCAAGAUGGUAAUGUUGGGCAAUGAGGUGAGUGAGUGCAGGGCCUCCGGGGUGUUUCUUCGUCUCUCUGCCCAAGGGCUCAUUGCCGAAAACAACAUCCAUUCAAAUUCUGAAGCUGGCCUUGACAUCCGCAAAGGAGCCAACCCCAUCAUUCUGUGCAACAGAAUACACAGUGGUCUGCGUUCUGGGAUUGUUGUCCUGGGAAACGGUAAAGGCUCGAUUCGUAGUAACCAAAUCUAUGGCAACAAGGAGGCUGGUGUGUACAUACUGUUCAAUGGGAAUCCUGUGGUCAGUGGAAACCAUAUCUUCCAAGGGCAGGCUGCAGGCAUUGCAGUGAAUGAAAAUGGCAGAGGCCUGAUAACUGACAAUGUGAUCCGGGAAAAUCAGUGGGGAGGUGCAGAUAUCCGACGUGGGGGAGAUCCAAUCCUUAGAAAUAACUUCAUCUGUCAUGGAUACUCUGAUGGAGUAGUGGUGGGCGAAAGAGGCAGGGGCCUUAUUGAGGGAAACCACAUAUACGGUAACAAUGGUUGUGGUGUGUGGGUUAUGUCCUCCAGCUUGCCUCAGCUACUGGGGAACUACAUUACCCACAAUCGCAUGUAUGGAAUGGCUCUGUUUUGCCGGAAGGACCCAGAACCUGGCGUCGGGAGAGAGGCAGGAGAACGAGGGGCAGACCGAGAUGGAGACAGAGGAGGAGUUGGAGGAGAAAAUUUGAAUGAAGAAGGAGAGUUGUCAGUGUGGGAGAAUGACCUUGACAGUGAGGAUGAGCGUGUCUCUGCUCGGCGGCCAAUCAGCGUUGCACUGAUCGAGAGCAACUGCAUGAGCCACAAUGGAGCGGAAGGAGUCUAUGUGAAGACCUGUGAGAGUGUCAACAUUGUGGGGAACAUGGUGGGCGACAACAGAGGAGUAGGUGUCGCUGUGCUGCAAAGCACACAACUCACCCGCCUAGUUGCCAACUGCAUCCGUGGGAAUGCCCAUGCUGGAGUUACCGUGGCAAAGGAAUGCCGUGUUGAGCUGCGUGGGAACGGUGUCUAUGACAACGGAGGUCAUGGUAUCAGUUACUGUGGAGAUGGGCUGAUUGUAGAGAAUGAUGUUGUGGGAAACCGCUGUAGUGGUAUCCGGGCCACUGACAAUGCAGAUGUGAAGGUGUUAAGGAACCGGGUACAGGCUGGCCUGGGCAGUGGUAUUUGUAUUGAGGAACAGGUACGAGGCUUGGUUCAGGACAACCUGAUCUUUCAGGGUCAUCAUCUCUCCAGCCCCACCCCCCAGAUUCAGGUAGACACACAGAACUUGGAGUGUGUGCUGCUCAACAACACCUUGCUCAGCCCUGCCAUACAAAAAUCCAACUGCCCUGACCCCCACUGGGCCCUGGAGAACCCCCCUCCUCGUCCCCAUGGAAACGACCACUCUGGCUCCAACGCCAAUGCCCAUUCUACAAACCUUGCCAUCGCAGUUACGACAAGAAUAACCGCGUCAGUGGAGAGUGGCUGCCACAACAAAGGAAGUAUCUUCUGCACAGUUCUUUGAGAACAGGUCAAAAUGUUAACACUACACACCGCAGCUAUGCUGGUGGGCUCACUGAUUGAACUUAACCGAGCAUACUCUAUUUUUUGUAACAUUUUGUGGGAUUUUGCCUUUUUUUGAUAAAGCUGUGAAUAGUAGGCCAAACAGGCCUAGACAUUGUGGACUAUCAGCUGAAAAUUAGUGUUCGAAAAUGAAUGUGUCCCCUGCAUCAGGAAGCCUGUUGUACGUUUGCAGCAUUACAGCAUUAGGCAUCUGUAUGGUGUGCCAACCCGCACCUGGGAUAUUUAAGAGACAUUUGGACAGAGACGAUGAAAGCACAAACAAGUUCAUAGUUGCUGCCUUGCUGAGGUUAUAGUGGAGUGACCAGUAAGGGUGUGCAACGGGAGGUUGCAGUACCAUUGGCACUCAACAUGCAGGUUGAAUUUCCAAAACGCUGCUAGCAGUCCGUGCCAUGGCAGCAAAUGACUGGGCUACUCCUAAAACACACAGAGCCAGGGAGCCAAAGGAUGGGAACUCGCACAAGUAUUGGUGUUCCACAAUGUCCCAUUGAUCAACGGAAAGUGUCCAUUCACCCAUUCUACAUCAGACUAUUGAAAACUGUGAAGACGGCCUGCUAGUUGUGUCUAUGAAAAGUACCCAUGUGGUAUCUACAGCGGCACUGAUCAAUGUGUUUACCUCUGGUCCACAAGAACCCACAAACCCUGUAAACAAAUGUGCCUAUUUUUGUUUCAUUAAAUCUGAUACAUAUGCAGUUUGGUUGCACAAGUCACCGUUUCUUCAUAUAAGAAAAGUGAGCACACAAUUCCAUGUGAUACCAAAGAUUUAUUAUAACGCAUUCGUCCAAGUUGUAAACAGCUCAUUCCAUUCAUAAGCCUAUCUCUCAACUAAGUGAAAAGUCUACAUUUAAGCUUCAGAUUUCUAUAUGAACUAAUAAACCAGACGUUCACCAUGAAAUGAAAA
Engraulis encrasicolus (European anchovy) is the source of this 5104-nucleotide messenger RNA. It is a transcript of the gene fbxo10, whose product is annotated as F-box protein 10. The transcript is spliced from 13 exons. The coding region runs from base 1244 to 4147 and encodes 967 amino acids. NCBI's taxonomy places the organism in Eukaryota, Metazoa, Chordata, Actinopteri, Clupeiformes, Engraulidae. Gene Ontology annotation, molecular function: protein binding. Gene Ontology annotation, biological process: ubiquitin-dependent protein catabolic process; regulation of apoptotic process. The record is from RefSeq and is a predicted model, not a curated record.